Molecule: messenger RNA, 1550 nt
Organism: Paramecium octaurelia
Lineage: Eukaryota; Ciliophora; Oligohymenophorea; Peniculida; Parameciidae
Source: the annotation of a GenBank genome assembly
AUGAAGUCAAGUUUCAAGAAGAAACAAAUAGUCUGGGCUCGAACAAAAGGACGUAAAUAUUUUAAUUAAUAUAUUUAGAUCCAUGGUGGCCUGGAAUUGUAAUAUUUAUUUAUCUUAUUAAGAUUACCCAAGUAGUCGAUGGAAAUUAGUAUGCCAUUAAUUUCAUUGGUGAUGAUUCACAGUAAGGGUACAUUCACAAUAUAUAUAGCUCCAUAUUGAUGAGUGAUAAUCUUUAUGAUUUUUAAGAGAAAUUCGAAGAAUUCAACGAAAAAGUAAAAAAGAAUAAAAAAUUGAAAGAAGCAAUUUAAACCGCUUAAAAACUCUAAAGUAUGGCUCUUUUCAUCACUAGAAAAAAAAAUAAAGCACAUCGAAUAAGAGGAGAAAAAGAAAGGCACCAUAAGUAAACGAAAUUUGCGACAAUAAAUCAAAAAACCUGAGACUCCUAAUAAAGAUGUAUGUAUAAUAGUAAUAAGAAUACCUAAAAAUCUCCAUUGCAAGAAACUCCUUAGAUGCAAUAGAAGAAACAAUAUUUAGACCGAGAAUUUUAAGAUUUAUUAUUACUAUUAAUAGCAGCCCAAUUGAAUUACGAUUAAAUUAAAUAGAAAUUGACACCAAUCCUCGAUACUAUCGAAGCACAGGUCGUUCAAAAUAGUACUAUCACAGAAGUCUUAUCGGAAAGGAAAGGUUCCAUCCUUAACGCUGUCUAUUUAAUAUUGAAACAUCAAAGCGAAUAAAACCCAGAUCACUUUUUUUAAAGGGAUAUUCAUUAAUAAAUAACAAGAUUGCAUGAUUUAAUUAGCAAAUUAAAAAACUCUCUAUUGAAUCAAUUUUUCAAUGCUGCCACUAUUAUUCAAAACCUAUCAGAAGUUUGCACUAAUCAGAGUCGAGGUACUUAAUCAAUCUCAUGUAUAGAAAAGAAACCACCAGUUUAAUAAACACCACAAUAAAAACCACCCAUUGAAUAAACCAAAAGAUAAAGAAAGAUUGACAAAACUGAACAAAAAGCAUAGGCUGUUGAAUGCAACACUUAAAUUCCUGAAAAUGUCUCUGUUUAAAAUAGUAAUAACAAUAAUAUUAUUAACAAUCCACCUAAUCAACAGAAAAAAGAAUAAAUCUCAAAUGAAGAAGCAAAAAUAGAGGAAAAGAAGAUUGUUAAUGAAUAGCCUAAAAUAGUUAAGUAGGAUGUUGUAAAUUAGAAGAAAACCUAAAAGAAAAAUGAAAUACCAGAUUAACCACUAAGAAGAAAAGUUUGUCUGAAUAUGUUAGAAUUAGUUUAAUUGUUAGGGAUGGAAGAGGAAUAAGCAAAGAAAAUUACAAUAAAAAUUGAGAGUUUGGGGAGGGAAGCAGAUCCAUAAAUGAGAAAUAAGUAUGCUAAAUUGAUGUGGCAUUGCAUAGUUAAUUUAGAUGUAAAUGAAUUUUGAUUUUAGUGUAAAUUAUUAAAAAGGGAAGAAUUGUUGACUUUGAUAGAUGAAAAUGCUGAUUAAAGUGAAGCUUGGUCUAAAUUAACAUUGUAACCAAUAGACAGGACAAGGAAAUUGAUUCAUAUAUGA